Trematomus bernacchii (emerald rockcod) is the source of this 1432-nucleotide messenger RNA. RefSeq lists its product as uncharacterized. The record is from RefSeq and is a predicted model, not a curated record. NCBI's taxonomy places the organism in Eukaryota, Metazoa, Chordata, Actinopteri, Perciformes, Nototheniidae. The transcript is spliced from 6 exons. Bases 145 to 960 code for a protein of 271 amino acids.
AGUGCCAGUACCCAUAAGGAGCCGUACACAUGCCGCAGUGUUUGCGUGGCUGUGUCUUUAGUUGGAGCUUGGUACACACCUGGCCGAAAUCACAAACCUGCUACAGGUUUCCUGGAGGAGCGCUUGAGGAACGUCAGGAAGCGCAUGAGAAUGCUGAAACGACCACGCCACCAAGAACAACAGGAGGAACAGACACCUAGUACACCAGAAUCUGAUGUGCCUCCUGAAAAACUUCUAGAAAUGGUUGAAUGGAUGAAGGUCAAUAGGUAUCCAGUGUCCCAAGUUGAGGACUACAUGAAUCAAACAGCUCUACAGAGAGGCAAGUGGAUUCGCAGCAAUGGAUCUAAAAGCCUCCCGGAAAUCUUGACUGAGUUCCCUAGGCUUGUAGACAAUCCUGGCAUGAUAUCACAAGACUUCCAGCAGCUUCAUCCAGAGGCAGUGGGAAAACUGUUUCAGAACUGGGCUACUAUGAGUGACCGAAUCCUUACAUAUGCCCAGCGAGAGGGAAAACUGCCCUUGGUGUUUGAUGACAUGACACCAGACCGAGCUUUGAAAGUCCUGCCGACUCUGCUUCCUCCAUCGGUCUACAAGAUUGGAGGAAAAGUCCACAGACCCACCAUAGAGGAGUCCCGCAAGUCCUUCAUUAAUAUCCAACCAGUGGGGACCAACAUGGUACAGUACCUACAGACAGCAGAGAGAACUCAACCCUUCCCGCACAUCUUGUGUCUUGGUGAUGACAUGACAACAUGCCAGACCUUCACCAUUGUGUCAGACAACGCCAUUGAAACGGACACUUUGCUGGGUGCAGUAGAUCUUUGUUUUAAGGCUUUCUUUGUGUUUGACAUCAAUUACACAAAGCAGUGUCUCCCUACCUGGGAGUUUAUCCAACAGGCAGUAUAUGAAAUUGAUGGACAUGAAUCCUCAAAUGUCAAAUUUUUGAGGACAUCAAUUGCAGCUUAGGCCUAAAAGUACACAGAGAGAGAAGUAGCCUUUUAGUGAUGUGAUUGUGUCAAACAAGUUGACAGCUGCUCUCUAAAAAUAUGAAUGACACAAAACAUGAUUGUAAAACACAGUAGGCACACACUUUAAUUGUGUCAAAACAUUGACACACGUUUACACUGUACCUGCUAGUCCUGUUAAUUCAUUUAUUUUUAUUACUUUACGUGAUUUAAUUUACUUCAUUUAUUUAUUUACCUUGUUAUGUUUGUGUCUGUAUAUAGUUUCUGCCGGGAAGAGAAAUGUUUUAUCUCUAUAUUUAAACAUGUUUUUUUUGUUUGACAAAUGUUGUCUCGUGCAAAAGUAGCGAAAAUAGCUGAUCUGCUCACAAUAUGUCAGCAAAUGAUUUUGUCUCCAUUGUUCUUUUAUAGUGGAAAUGGAAUGUUGGCGAUUUGCCAAAGCUGUUGAAAUGAUCAAUAAAUGCAUUUUUUAUAUA